Molecule: messenger RNA, 1807 nt
Organism: Brienomyrus brachyistius
Lineage: Eukaryota; Metazoa; Chordata; Actinopteri; Osteoglossiformes; Mormyridae
Gene: cfap210
Product: cilia and flagella associated protein 210
Exons: 9
Coding region: 73-1731 (552 amino acids)
Source: RefSeq, a predicted model, not a curated record
GCGUAUAAGCGUUUAAAUAGAUUAUUGGAUCCCUAGGAUCCUAUAUUUUACGUUAACGUGCAUUUGAUCAAGAUGGUACUAUCGUCAGCUUCGGUUGUCCAAUACGGGAGAAGAAAAGGUUCUGCGAAAAAGACUUCUGUAAAUGCUAAGGACGAGACAAUGCCUCCAGUUCAAGCUCCGGAUCUCCGGCAAGUGACUGUGGUACCAAAAGCGGAGUGGCUCCGAAUUCAUGACAACCUGAACCAUGUUAAUAAGCAGAACGAGAGCCUCAAAGAAGCGUCCAAGCAGCGGGGAAUACUGCACCUACGCUCACAAGAAGUGGUUAAAUUGUGGCCCAAUACCAUUGCUGGGAAACGACAAAAAGACUUGGAAGCCAAAAAACUUAAGAAGGAGAUGGAAGAAAAGGAAAGAGAACAAAUUGAUUUAGAGGAAGCCAAGUACCAGCAGGAGAAGCGAAAGGAAGCCAUUGAAAAAUCCAGAAUGCAACAAUACUACCAGACCGACAAAGUGAAGGGGCUUCAUUGCGCACUGCUGUUGUCAGAAGUUCUAAAGGAGCGGGAGGCUCAACUGGAGCUCAAACUGCAUCAACUGGACACCCGGCGAAAUGCAGACAGAGACACUGCUGCCCAGCUCCGGAGCCAGGACCAGGAGGCACUGAAGCGCGACCAGCGUGACGCAGAGCAGAAGAGGCAAAAAAACAAGCUCAUGGCAGAGGAACUAAAGCAGCAGAUAAUGGAGCAUGAGCUAAUUAAAGAGCAGAAGACGCUGGAGAGAACAAGAGAAAAGGAGGAACUGCAGCGGCUCCAGGACCUCUGCAGCUUGGAGAGGAGCAGACAGGAGCAGAGGCAGAGGGAGGAGAAGAGAAACACCAUGAAAACACAUAUGGAACAUUUGGCUAAACAGGACGCUAUCGGGGCUAUAAACAAACAAAAGGAGGAGAUGGAAGAGGAACGGAGGAGGCUUUUUGCUAGUGCUAAAGAGAAAAUGAUGAAACUGAGAAAUGAGAAAGAGGCUGAGAUGUUCAGGGAAGUCCAGUUGUACAAGGAGAAAAUAUUAGAGAAGCUGGCAGUGAGGAAGCAGGAGCAGGUGAUCGAUGAAGAGGAACGCAUCGCCAAGGCUGUGGCACAGAGGGAAGCCAGGCUGGCCAAGGAGCAGAAGGAGAAAGAUGAAAAGAAGGCAGCCAUGCUGGAUGCCAUUACCUCACACAGAGAAGCCAUGCGGCAACAAAGGGAGGAGAAGCAGAGAGAAGAUAAACAGAAGGAGCUGGAGAUGCUUUUUGCCCAAAAGGAAGCAGACAGAGAAUUCAGGGGAAAACAGCAGCUAAAGGCACAAAAAAUGAAAGAUGAUUGUAAAGCUCUGCAAGACACACACAUCCAGCAAAUGGCUGAAAGACAUGCCAAGGAGCAGCUUCUACAAAAGGAGCAAAUGGAGUUUGACAUAAAAAACAUGGAGCUUCUUACUAUGCAAGAGAGGCAGUUCCAAUCCUAUGCCCAACGAAUCAUCAGUGCAGCUACUGAGACAAAGAGAAACGCUUACCCACUGCAGAAGGCUGCCGGGCAGGACGGCAGCGGAAGGCUGGACCCCAUUUUAGCGGAACAGCGCUUUUUAGUCCAUGAUGAGACUGGCGUUCAGCUGCCUGCCUUUGUCUCCGAUGCUACACGAGUCAUCAAGGGGCUACAUUCAACUGAAGACAUUCAACAGUCAAAGAAGCGACUAGGGUUUGCCUGGUAAACUUAAGGGCUGUCAUGGUACCAAUCAGUUUGAUUUUUUUUGUUUCACCAAUUACAUUAAACCUAUAUUAUCUACA